Galeopterus variegatus (Sunda flying lemur) is the source of this 1327-nucleotide messenger RNA. RefSeq names its product chromosome unknown open reading frame, human CXorf36 (gene DIPK2B). Bases 23 to 1327 code for a protein of 434 amino acids. The record is from RefSeq and is a predicted model, not a curated record. The transcript has 5 exons. Lineage: Eukaryota; Metazoa; Chordata; Mammalia; Dermoptera; Cynocephalidae.
CAGCCGCAGCCCAGAGCCCGAGAUGGAGCCCCAGCUGGGGCCCGAGGUAGCUGCCCUCCGCCCAGGCUGGCCGGCCCUGCUGCUGCUGUUGGUCUCAGCCCUGAGCUGUUCUUUCUCUUCGCUGGCUUCACCGCCUCCUUCUCUGGUGCCCCAAGUCCGAACCAGCUACAAUUUUGGAAGGACUUUCCUCGGUCUUGAUAAAUGCAAUGCCUGCAUCGGGACAUCUAUUUGCAAGAAAUUCUUUAAAGAAGAAAUAAGGUUUGACAACUGGCUGGCUUCCCACCUCGAGCCUCCUCCUGAGUACCUGCCUUCUUAUCCUGCAAAUUAUUCAGAUGAUUCCAAAUCCUGGCGCCCUGUGGAGAUCUUUAGGCUGGUCAGCAAAUACCAAGAUGAGAUCUCGGACAGGAGAAUCUGUGCUUCUGCAUCAGCCCCGAAGACCUGCAGCAUCGAGCGUGUCCUGCGGAAAACAGGGAGGUUCCAGAAAUGGCUGCAGGCCAAGCGCCUCACACCAGGCCUGGUGCAGGGCCUGCCCAGCCCCCUCCUGCGCUGCCCAUCGCAGCGACUGCUGGACCGCGUGGUCCGACGUUAUGCUGAGGUGGCCGACGCCGGCAGCAUCUUCAUGGACCACUUCACCGACCGCGACAAGCUGCGCCUGCUCUACACGCUGGCUGUCAACACGCACCCCAUCCUCCUGCAGAUCUUCCCUGGGGCCGAGGGAUGGCCACUGCCCAAGUACCUGGGCUCCUGUGGCAGGGUCCUCGUCAGCACCAGCACCAGACCGCUGCAGGAGUUCUACGGCGCAGCCGCAGACCAGGCAGCCGACCUCGCCUACCAGCUCCUUGGCGUCCUGGAGUCUCUGAGGAGCAACGAUUUGAACUAUUUCUUUUACUUCACCCACGUCGACGCAGGCAUGUUUGGCAUCUUUAACAACGGGCAUCUGUUCAUCCGGGAUGCCAGCGCACUGGGAGUCAUCGACAAGCAGGAAGGCAGCCAGGCAGCCUCCAGGGCAGGAGAGAAUAAAGACAUCUUUAGCUGCCUUGUGUCUGGCUGCCAGGCCCAGCUGCCCUCCUGCGACUCCAUCCCUGAGAAGCAGAGCCUGGUGCUGGUGUGUCGGCAGUUGCUGCCUCGACUUCUCCAGGGGAGGUUCCCCUCCCCGGUGCAAGAGGAGAUAAACUCUGCUCUCGCUCAGUGUGGGGAUGACGUCCGCCCAGACCCCGAGGUCCUCAGGGCCGCCAGCAGGCUGAAGGACAUCUUGAGGCCCCUGCGAACCUGUGAUCCCAGAUUUGCCUACCGCUACCCGGACUGCAAAUAUAAUGAUAAGUUCUGA